ACAGCCGUUGAGUUUUGCCGGGAGUUGGUAUCUGAGCUAAAUUCUUGGCAGUUUGUGCUAUUUGAGCUCUAGCCCAGUGAGUUUAUCUCUGCCUCCCUCCGGCUGCAAGUUUCACUUUCUGUUGAUGUGUGUUUCCUGGAAGCUAGUCCAGUUCUCGGAACUCUAGAUGGGCUGGCACUGAAACAGUGAGCAGUCUUCCCGGUUAAAUACAGCGACCGGGUGAUCACUGCAGACACUGAGAUCUCUCUCUCCGACUUCAGAGGCUGCAGGAACAACAGAUUCCACCCUCGAUCCUCUCCUGAGCAGCGAGAAAGUUCGACUUGUUUCAGAGGUGUCGGAGGGCUGUUUGCAAUGGACUGCGACGAUGCAAUGAAGGAGCCAGUCUACCUCCUGGAGCUUUCUCCUUCGGGCUCCCUGAACCUCAAUCCGAAGGCCAUAGAGCUGCUGUCUGCCAUUACCCAGCCUGUCCUGGUGGUGGCGAUAUUGGGGCCCCCCAACACUGGCAAAUCCUACCUCAUGAACAGACUGGCCAAUCGCAGCAAAGGAUUCCCGCUGAGAUCUGGGAAGAGGCCUCCUGGCUGGAGAACAUGGAUAUGGUGUCUCCCUCACCCUACCCGCAAGGAGGAGCGCCUGGUUAUUCUGGACUUUGAUGGAUUGGAAGGAGAGGGAAAUGAGGAGACACAAACCAAGACAUUUGCCCUGGCUUUGAUCCUCAGCAGCAUCUUCAUCUACAACAGCAAAGGCACUGUUGACCAGAAUGCUCUGGAUAAACUGAGCUACAUCACCAAGCUCCCCAGGUACGUUCAGGGAGGUGCAGAUGACAGUCAGGGGGCCAUAUGUCCAGAGUUUCUCUGGUGUGUGCGGGACUCAGAGCUGGAACUUUGGAUUGGUGACUUCAGGCUGGUUGCAGAUGACUAUCUGAAUGACGUUCUCGUCACCAGCCAAGGUUCCGGUGGCGACUGUUCGGUCAGCCAUUUCCUGAAGCAGCGUUUCCACGAGAAGAGAUGCUUCGAGUUCAGCCACCCGUGUCCCGAGGCCGAAGCUCAGAGGCUGGACGAGGUUCUGGAGGGGCAGCUGGACCGCGAUUUCCAGAUGCAGACGGAGAGGCUGAGGGAGCACAUACUGGAUGCUCGAGCCAAGGGCCUGGCCGGAGGCCAUCUGGUCAAUGGACAGACAUUGGCGAGGAUGAUUGAAGCCUGCAUGAGCCGCCUGUGCCAGGGCCGUACCAUCGUCCUGGACGAGCUAUAUGACGCCAAACCACGUCUGGUGCCGCGGAUGGAAGAGACGGCCAGGAAAGGGCCAUGCCAAACCAAGACAGAAAGGAUUGUUCCUCUCGCAAAGCCAAGUGAAGACGGUGCCCCGUGGAACAUGGAGAAUCCCGUGUGUUUGAUCGAGAACAGUGAGUCUGGUGAACUCUGCAUCAACCAAAAGGCUGUGGACGAUAUCCUGUCGAAGAUCAGGCAGCCCGUUGUGGUGGUGGCGAUCGCUGGUCUGUACCGUACCGGCAAAUCCUACCUCAUGAACAAACUCGCUGACAGACAGAAAGGUUUCUCGUUGGGAUCCACCAUCCAGUCCCACACGAAAGGCAUCUGGAUGAUGUGUGUGCCUCACCCACACAAGCACAAUCACUGCCUCAUCUUAUUGGAUACUGAAGGCCUAGGAGAUGUGGAGAAGGGCAAUACAAACAAUGAUUCCUGGAUCUUUGCACUCUCUGUGCUCCUGAGUAGUAUGUUGGUCUACAACAGCGUUGGCACCAUUGAUCAGUACGCAGUCGACAAGCUUCAUUACGUCACAGAACUGAGCAACCUCAUCAAAGUGAAAUCGGCGGGAGGGGAGGACGAGUCCAUAGAAUUCACUCGCUUCUUCCCGGCCUUUGUCUGGUCCGUGCGGGAUUUCAGCCUGGAGUUGAAGUUGGAUGGCAAGAAGGUGACGGAGGAUGGGUACCUGGAGAGCGCUCUCAAGCUGAAGCACGGCACCAGUAAAAAUAUCCAGGAAUACAACCUGCCGAGAGAGUGCAUCAGGAAUUACUUCCCCAGUCGCAAGUGUUUUGUGUUUGACAGACCGGCCGAUAAGCAGACAAUGUGGAACCUGGAGCAGGUUGCAGAUUCCCAGCUGGAUCCUGAGUUUGUGAAACAGACCCAGAAAUUUGUUCAGUAUGUUUACAGCACGGCCCAGACCAAGACAUUGAAAGGAGGGCAACCAGUGACUGGCAGGAUGCUGGGAUCCCUCGCUGUCACCUAUGUGGACGCAAUCCGGAGCGGGCAGAUCCCAUGCCUUGAGAGUGCGGUCCACACACUGGCAGACAUUGAGAACACGGCUGCUGUACAAGAGGCCGCUCAGGCCUACCAGGAAUGGAUGGGAAAACGGGUCACUCUCCCAACGAAGACGGUGGAGGAGCUAUCGAAGAUCCACAACCAGGUUCUCCCUGAGGCCCUGAAGCUGUUCAUGGGGCGCUGCUUCAGUGACCAAGGCCACAGGUACCAGGAGCAGUUUACGAAAGAAGUGGCUAAAAUGUACGCAGCCAUUUGUGAGAAGAACAGAAAAUUGUCUGUGGACAUCUCGAGCAGAGCCAUCUUGGAUCUGGGAGCUGUGGUACAGGAGAAGAUCCGAAAAGGAUCUUAUAUGAGGUCAGGAGGAUACUCCGAGUAUGAGAAGGACAUAGCCAAGCUGGUGAAACGAUACCGGGCAACACCGGGGAAAGGAGUCCAGGCUGAUCAGGUUCUUCAGGAUUUCCUGGGAAAGAAGCAGCAGCUCUCGGAUUCCAUCCGAAAUGCCGAUAAGAGUAUGACGGCUUCAGAAAGGAAGAUCAAAGCUGCACGGGAGAGGGCGGAAGUGGCAGAGCAGGAGCGGAAAGUAAAGGAAGAGGAGAGACGUGCCACUGAGCAGCGUCUGUUAGACGAGAGGCGGGCGAUGGAGGCGAAUAUCGCUCAGUUGAAAGAGAAAGCGAAGGAAGAACAGGCUCAACUGCUCAAGGAACACGAGAAAGUCCUGAACCAGAGACUCCAGGAGCAGGAGAAGCUGGUAAAGGAAGGAUUCCAGGGCCGUGCAGAUGAACUGCAGCAAGAGAUCGACUCUCUGAGAAAGGAGAAGGAAGAGGCAGCGUCCCCUUCCUUUGUGGAUCUGGCUAUUGACACAGCCAUUCUAGCAGCACCUGGCUUUUACAAAGCUAUCCCAAUCACUGCCAAAGUAGGGAAAUAUCUGUGGAACAAGUUCUUCUGAGUGUUAUCUGUGCCAGCUACAAACAAACCCCCAGCCCCCAACCCCACAGAUCAGUGGAAUGAAGGCCACUCUGCAUGGUGCAACCGAACGAUAGCAGAGAUUAGAGAGGGAGAGUGGCCGUCACUGCCUUGUCCAUGCUGGGAAAAUGAAGGCUUCUCAGGGAGGUGAAGUUAAAGAUCAUGGUGAAGGGGCAAAGUCCAUUAUGAAUACCCCAUAAAACCACUCAGCAAGGAACUGUUUUAUUUAUAAGACAGUGCUGUCGGAAACUUCUGUUCCCCUCAUCCUGUCAUGUUUGAAAGCCUGUGAGACCUGGGUGGACGUGGGAUGUGGGCUUUCAACAGGUCUUGGUGAUUCCAGCCCUGAGGGUGCAGCUCAGAAUCAGUCCUGUUUGUGGCUUGGCUCCCUCUUUAGCGACUGGGAUCUUGUUCUGAGCUCUCUCUCUGUUUUAGAAGCUGCUGCCUCUCUCUCUCUAUCUCUCUCUCUCUCUGUUUUAGAAGCUGCUGCCUCUCUCUAUCUAUCUCUCUCUCUCUGUUUUAGAAGCUGCUGUCUCUCUCUGUCUCUGUUUGAAGAGCUGCUUGUUUCUCUCUCUGUCUCAGUUUUAGAACCUUCUCUCUCACUCACUCUCUCUCUCUGUCUCUGUUUUAGAAGCUGCUCUCUCUCUCUUCCCCCCACCACCCCCACAUCUCUGUUUUAGCUGCUGUCCCUCUCCAUCUCUCUCUGGUUUAGAAGUUGCUGUCUCUGUUUUAGAAGCUGCUUUCUCUCUGUCUCUCUCUUUCUGUUUUAAAAAGCGAUUGAACACUGUUUCGUCAGUCUCUUUCCUCUGCACAUAACCUCAGUGUUUGCUGUGCUCUGCUCUGUGUGUGUGUGUGCGUGUGUGUAUGUAGAGUUUAUGAACGGGUUUGAGUUUCAGCUGCGAUAAUUAUGGUUUAAUUGUGUAUAACUUUCUCAGUGAUUGGGACUGAUUUAGUUUUAAUAAUAAAUGAUACGUUGUGUCACA
This is a messenger RNA of Rhincodon typus (whale shark), 4216 nucleotides long. RefSeq names its product guanylate-binding protein 1-like. The transcript is spliced from 16 exons. The record is from RefSeq and is a predicted model, not a curated record. The coding region runs from base 352 to 3219 and encodes 955 amino acids. Gene Ontology annotation, molecular function: GTP binding; GTPase activity. Lineage: Eukaryota; Metazoa; Chordata; Chondrichthyes; Orectolobiformes; Rhincodontidae.